This is a messenger RNA of Misgurnus anguillicaudatus (oriental weatherfish), 3251 nucleotides long. RefSeq names its product pbx/knotted 1 homeobox 1.2 (gene pknox1.2). Gene Ontology annotation, biological process: regulation of DNA-templated transcription. Lineage: Eukaryota; Metazoa; Chordata; Actinopteri; Cypriniformes; Cobitidae. The record is from RefSeq and is a predicted model, not a curated record. Gene Ontology annotation, molecular function: DNA binding.
UCAAUCAGGCGAUCUCGGCCGCGCGCUGAAUCCCAUUCGGCUCGUGAGAUCGCGUUUGAGCGGCAAGCGCGCAGUCUGGACGCUUUUUGGCUAAAAUAUGAUGUUUGGACGGCGGUUUCGGGGCAGAUUUUCUGGCUCGACACACAGUCGAGGCCCAGCGCUCUUUUUUUUAAUGAUCUUUUGUAGAGGCGCGAAUGGCGGCUGCGCUGGUGGGGAGGGAUAGCCCCGUGUCUCUUAGAUUGAUUGAUAGGCGAUUAUGGGCAGGCUUUUUAUUAUAUUUAAAGGGACAGAGUCGAUAUUUUUGUGAGUCUGCGAAACCGUUUUAGCGGUUAAGCGGCAGAUGUUUUCUAUUAUGGGGUAUGAUGUGUACCAUAGUUGUAUAUGAAAGCAGUCAGAUGUUCAAAUAGUUAUAUAACGCCUCGAAUGUAAACACUGAUAAGAACAAAUUGGCAACGGUUUUAGACCACAGGCUCAGUACAAACAUGGCGCCUACAGUAAUAGAGAGGAAAGAUAUACAGUGCGAUACAUUUGUGACUGAAAAAAUAACACUAGCUGUAGAUUUAGGACAAGAACUGCUAAUACGAGAACCGAAAAUGAAUAAACAAGUCGAAUUUGGCUAAAAACGCGUGUGUUUUUAAUAUUACUCUCCCAAUUCAAGGUGAAGCAAUCAUCUAAAGUCAUGUUGCAGUGCAGACAUUACGGUGUUGUGGUGCUGAAGUUCAGCUGUAUAGAAUGCCCAAGCGUUGUCCACGGCAACAGUAACUAUGAUGACAUCUCCAUCAGUGUCCAUGGAGGAUUACCAGGAGGCUGAACAGAUGCAAGUAGGAGAAAAGGCAGAGGAGAGGCUGGAGGAAGAGGAGGAGGAGACAGGAGAAGAGGAGGGCAGCUCGGCACUAUCUGAGCCACAAACUCCUAUGGAGGUCUACAAGACGGCCAUUUACAGACACCCGUUGUUCCCUUUGCUGGCGCUGCUUUUCGAAAAAUGCGAGCAGUCCACCCAGAGCUCAGACUGCGUCACCUCGGCCAGUUUCGACGUGGACAUCGAGAACUUUGUACGAAACCAGGAGAAAGAAGGCAAGGCUUUCUUCAGUGAGGACCCCGAUUUGGACAAUCUGAUGGUAAAGGCCAUCCAGGUGUUGCGGAUUCACCUGCUGGAGCUGGAGAAGGUGAACGACCUGUGUAAAGAUUUCUGCAGCCGCUACAUUGCCUGCCUCAAGACCAAGAUGAACAGCGAGACUCUGCUCAGCGGGGAGCCAGGAAGCCCCUAUUCCCCAACACAGACACAGCUCCCAAGCUCCUUCUCUGGAGCUGUGAGUCCUCAAGGUAUCGUAGUGCCUGCGUCGGCUCUACAGCAGGGCAAUGUUACGGUUACUGCUGUAAACCCAACACAAGUGGUGACAGGUGGUACUGUAUAUCAGCCCGUGACGGUCGUUACUCCGCAGGGGCAGGUGGUCACGCAGACUCUGUCACCUGGGACAAUACGUAUACAGAACUCACAGCUUCAGCUCCAGUUGAACCAGGAUCUGAGUUUUUUCAGUCAGGACGACAGCUCAUCUAAGGCCAAGAGAGGCAUUCUGCCCAAACACGCCACUAAUGUCAUGCGAUCUUGGCUCUUCCAGCACAUUGGGCACCCUUAUCCUACAGAAGAUGAGAAGAAACAGAUUGCCUUGCAGACCAACCUGACCCUCCUUCAAGUUAACAACUGGUUUAUUAAUGCACGAAGACGGAUCCUCCAGCCCAUGUUGGAUGCCAGCUCUUCAGACACACCCAAGAACAAAAAGAAGACGCCCCAAACACGCCCCCUUCAGCGUUUCUGGCCCAACUCCCUCGCUUCCUCCGUCUCCCAGCAAGAAGUUACCAUGGAAGACGGUACCACCGUAACAGUAGGUGUGGGGGAGGACGGCCUGCAGACGCUCACAUCAGAUGGAGCAACGCUGGCCAUGCAGCAGGUCAUGAUGGGAGGUCACAGCGAGGACGACGAUGAAGACGACGACGAAGAUGACGACGACAGCGAUCCUUCUCACUCCGACCUGACCAGGCUGGGCCUGGAGACCAGCGACUCACUGUAGUAGGACUGAACAAUUGAACAUGCACACACAAACACUCAUUUAGGAUCAUUUAAGAGCACUAAGGUGGAGAAAUUAAAGAAAGAGAGAGAGAGACACACCUCGGCUGAUUUGUUGAAGGUUCCUAACUUACUUUCUCAAGUUGUCAAACAGCGAGAAACGGCUUAAAGCCACACACAAAGUGAAAAGCACAAGCACACAGUCAAAAUCUCUCACAGGCAUCAUUUCAAUCGCAAGAACUGCGACGCAGUUAGCCGAGUGCACUUUUUGUAUAAUAGUGUAAACUAAAGCAUUCAAAGCACAGUUUAAAAGAAGCUAUAGGGAAAAUGUCAAUGCUGAAUGAUGAUUUGGCUGUAUUUAUCGGUUUUAUGACAAUGAGAUGUCGUCUCUUGCAUGCCUGUGUUUGCGUUCAUUACCAGGCACUCGGAAAAGAAGGAACUAUUUUUAUAGUACAGUGUCAAAAAUGAUCGUGCCAAUUUUUCUUUUGUUUUGCUCUGGUUUGCAAUGUUUUGUAAGGAGUAUUUAUGUAUAAAAAAGACAAAAAAUCGACUUUUAAUGUGGUCGCCCUGUUUUUUGGGGUUUCGGAUUGCGGAAACUACUUAGUACAAAGUACAAAGAAAGAGAUUUUGCAAAGUUAUCCACUGAAGGCCAAGACUCGAAAGCCUUACAAUUUUACAUUUCUAAUGUGAGACGUUGCGAACAUCACAUCGAACUGACCAGCGAUGUCACUUCCUGUGCAAUCGAGAUGAAAGUGAGAAUUGCUUGCCAGGUUGUGAUCAUAUUUAUGACAUUUAAUGCCUGUAAUUGUUGUGUGAGAAUGAUUACUUUAUGAAGGUUAUUGCUUUAUUAAUUUUUAAAUUGCAAAAAAAAUGUGGCAAAGGGACUCGUUGAUGCUGUAACACCUUCAUCUCAAACAUUUAUGAUUUUAUGAGUUGUCAUAGACAGUUUCUGAUGUUUUGUCAUUGUAAGAAACAUGUUCUUGACUACAAGUAGUGGAGUCAUUUUCUCAAUCUCUUAAGACUGCAUGAUUUUUUCUUUAUUAUUGUAUAGAAGCGUAUAAUAUUUUGGGGGGAAGUGCUAUAUGCCCACAACAGACUAAACAAAUCAUUUCAUACAGUAAGUGUUAUAUUUCAUCAAGUAAAAAAACACCAAUACAGGUUUUUGCAUUUUUUUUAAGGAUUAGUC